AUAAUAAAUUUUCUAACAUAAAAUUAAUAUUUUUAAAUAUUAAUUUCCGAUUAUUAUCAUGUGUUUGUGUAAAGUUUACGAAUUUUCUAUUGCACUCUGUCUUGGCGGCAAGAAUACGAUGAAUAUCAACAAAGAUAUUGCUCUAAUAGGAAACUUAUUAGUUCAUUAGUGUAAUUGGGAAAUAAGGUUACAGAUACAAUUUUGCAGUUUUAUUUACAGCUUUAUUUAUAUUUUUAUUUUACUGUGUACCUACUAUUGAUCAUUUAUACAAAAUACACGAUGAAUGAUGUCCGUGACAAAGUGUCUGCCGGUUCUUCAACGUGGGAGGGUGGCAUUACGCACAGUGAACCACCACCUGAAGCGCAAUCAUCGCCAAGCGCUGGCGGAGAAACCCCUCAAACCCCCGGAGCGCCGGUCCCGUUAGCCCAACAUCUCGCUGCAGAUUUGCAUCCAGACCUCUUACAACAGGGAUGGCGGAAGUAUUGGUCUAAACGAGAGAAUAGACCAUACUUUUGGAAUAAAAUAUCAGGAGAAUCCAUGUGGGAAUUGCCAGCAGUAAAAAGAGAUUUUGAUCCAAUUACAGACCCCUUAGGUAUAUGCCACACUGCCCCGCCUCCUGCAGGCAGUGUCACACCGAGUGCUAGCAAACGACGACCUUCUGAGGAUAAUGGCCCUCCACCAAAGAAGUUUGUUUUGGCUGGUCCCUGGGAUAUAGAAGUACCGACAAAUGUUGUAAUAUAUGAGCGUCCACCAACUAUAUGUCCGCAUCCCCAUCCUGAAAUAGAAGGAUUUAGAUUCACUUUAGCUAAUAAACUGAGGCAAUGUUAUCAAGAGCUGUGUCACACAAGAGAAAGCAUAGAUGCGCCAAAGGAUUCAUUUAAUCGUUGGUUAAUGGAGAGAAAGGUUAACGAUCAAGGUGGUUCAGAUCCGCUGCUCCCUAGUCAUUGCUUUCCUGAAAUAUCAAGGUCUAUGUAUGAAGAAAUAAUGAAUGAUAUACCUAUAAAGCUGACACAUACGAAAUUUACGGGCGAUGCUCGAAAACAAUUAUCACGGUAUGCUGAGGCAGCAAAGAAAAUGAUAGAGUCACGGAAUGCAUCACCUGAGAGUCGUAAAGUAGUGAAAUGGAAUGCAGAGGAUACAUUUCAGUGGCUGCGGAGAACUGUUGGAGCUACGUAUGAUGAUUUUCAAGACAGAUUGGCACAUCUAAGAAGACAAUGCCAACCUCAUUUAGCUGAAACAGCAAAAGCAUCAGUUGAAGGAAUUUGCCUCAAAAUCUAUCAUUUAUCAGCGGAAUAUGCGAGAAAAAUUAGAGAAAAACAUAGCUUUUUAUUAAAAGAAAAUGGAAUUCAGGAGCUGACGGCGCCGCUGCAGCAGGCGGCGCUCCGCAAGGUGUGGUGCUACCCGGUGCAGUGCGGCAUCCCCGCGCCCCGCGCACCCCUCGUCGAGCACUUUCUGGACCGCGACCAGGCGCUGCUGCGGUACCUCGGAGACACGCAGAUCAUCAAUGCCACAUAUCUACAGAAAUUGGAGUGCCUGUACAGAUACAGCUGCUUCGACGACAAGAAGUUCGAGCAGUUCCUGUCUCGCGUGUGGUGCUUGUUGCGGCGCUACGCGGCGUGGGUUGGGGCGGGCGGAGACGCGCACCUCACGCAGAUGUCACUGCCCGUCCCCGUCCUUGAAUGUCUGCAUCGCUGCUUCGGCGUCACCUUCGAGUGCUUCGCCAGCCCCCUCGACUGCUACUUCAGGCAGUACUGCUCAGCAUUCGCCGAUACAGACUCCUACUUCGGUUCUAGAGGUCCGUUUUUGGAGCUGCGUCCGGUGUCGGGGUCUCUGGUGGCGCACCCGCCUUACUGCGAGGAGCUGCUGGAGGCGGCGCUGCGGCACAUGGAGCGGCUGCUGCAGGAGUCCGCGGAGCCGCUCAGCUUCGUGGUGGUGCUGCCCGAGUGGCCAGACCGUCACACGCAUGCGCUGCACAAACUGCAGGCCAGCCAUUUCAAACGGAAACAGGUCGUUAUACCAGCUUUCGAACAUGAAUAUCGUCAUGGAUUCCAACAUGUCCUUCCAAAGAACGAGGUGUACUUCCGUUGGGGUGGUGGUACCGUGGUGGUGUGGCUGCAGAACGCGGCCGGGUUCGCACGUUGGGGGCCCACAGAGGAGCGCGUGGAGGCGCUACUGGAUGCGUGGCGGCCGCGAGCCAAGCUUCGCUCCCCCCCACCCGCAAACCCCGCACCACCACCCGCCGGCGAUACAGACAACGCCAACACCAAUAACGCCAACUCCACACCCGGUAACGCCACACCCGCUGAUAAACGCUAGCUGUGAUUUUACCUCUAACAUUGUCUAUGAUAAAUCAAAGACAACAUUUGACAAUACAAGUGUCGUGGUUCAAGAAUUUCACAAUAACAACGCAAC
This is a messenger RNA of Papilio machaon (common yellow swallowtail), 2412 nucleotides long. It is a transcript of the gene Pcif1, whose product is annotated as mRNA (2'-O-methyladenosine-N(6)-)-methyltransferase. The coding region runs from base 280 to 2316 and encodes 678 amino acids. The record is from RefSeq and is a predicted model, not a curated record. The transcript has 7 exons. Gene Ontology annotation, cellular component: nucleus. Gene Ontology annotation, molecular function: RNA polymerase II C-terminal domain binding; mRNA (2'-O-methyladenosine-N6-)-methyltransferase activity. NCBI's taxonomy places the organism in Eukaryota, Metazoa, Arthropoda, Insecta, Lepidoptera, Papilionidae.